UGAGCGCGCCGGAUCCACGAACCGACCCUUCUACUCUUUUCCAGAAAAUCUGGAUUUUUUUUUCUCUAUUUUUCAUUAUUAAAAGCUACAACAAAGCUGUGAACGCACGCCACCCAUUACCCGCGGCGAACAGCUGGACUCCGUGCGCAUUCAGUACCCGCUCUUCUUCUUGACAUCAUACAAUUUAUGUUUUCAAGUCGUGUAUGUGCGCGCGUCUGUGCGCGCACCCGUCCGUCCGCCCGUCCGCCGCCCGCCUUGCUGACGUGAAGGAGGGAUCUGGGAUUUGUUCUCCGCGCGCGCAACUCUGACUGACGUUUGACACAGGCUUGUGCGUGCACGUGAAAAAGGAGGAAUAAACGCAGCGUGGACACACCCGCGGGAUAUGAUCCCAGCCUAACUUGUGCCAGAGAAGCGGACCUCUCUGAGUUUUGGGUCCAACCCCUCUCAGCUCGACUACACCUAUUGCCUCCGGUCAUUUAAACCGGUAGAGUGACAGCUUGAGCAUGAGAAACGUGUUUUAGCAUUUGAUCCUGAGAGAAGAACAGAGGACACUUCAGAGCUUCAGAGCAAUGCAGCCUUUGUAGGUCUUUUGCAAGUUUGAAACGAGGAGAUCAGAGAUCAUUUGGACUCGUAUUUGAGGAUCUGGCAUCCUACAUUGAAGAUUGAUCCAGAAUUGUGAACAUGGCAUCAUUGUGGCAUGUGAUGCUCUGGAGAUGGACACUGCUUCCUUCAUUCCUGGUGCUUUGUCUGUGUGGGACACACACAUUUGGAGAUGAUGGCUUCAAUGCAGAGUCCUGGCUCCGGAUGUAUGGAUACCUCCCUCAGGCGAGUAGGCAGAUGUCCACUAUGCGAUCAGCUCAAAUCCUGUCCAAUGCCAUUAGCGACAUGCAGAGAUUCUAUCGCCUGGAGGUCACAGGAGAGAUGGAUCCAGCAACUAUAAAAGCCAUGCGGAGGCCUCGUUGUGGGGUUCCGGAUAAGUUUGGGGGUCAAAUCAAGACUAAUGUUCGCAGGAAACGCUAUGCCAUUACUGGCCACAAGUGGGACAAAACCCACUUGACCUUUAGUAUACAGAACUAUACUCCGAAGAUUGGGGAGUACAACUCAUAUGAAGCCAUCCGUAUGGCCUUCAAGGUGUGGGAGAAGGUAACACCUCUGACGUUUGAAGAAAUUCCCUAUUUGGAGGUCAAAUAUGGGCGGCGAAAGGAACCUGACAUCAUGAUUUUCUUCGCCUCUGGUUUCCACGGUGACAGCUCCCCGUUUGAUGGCGAGGGUGGCUUCUUGGCACAUGCCUACUUCCCUGGUCCAGGGAUGGGCGGUGACACGCACUUUGACUCAGAUGAGCCGUGGACAAUUGGAAAUGAGAAUUUGCAAGGAAAUGAUCUGUUUCUGGUAGCAGUGCAUGAGCUGGGUCAUGCUCUAGGUCUGGAGCACUCCAAUAAUCCUUUGGCUAUUAUGGCUCCUUUCUACCAGUGGAUGGACACAGAGGACUUCCAGCUUCCAGAGGACGAUCUCAGAGGCAUCCAGCAGAUCUAUGGACCUCCGGACAGUUCCCCAACUAAGGCUCUUCCUACAGUGACCCCCCGCCGUCCCAAGGAGCCUAAGAACCCACCAAAUCAUCCAGACCGACCACGCACCACUGACCGUCCAGAUCAGUAUGGGCCCAACAUCUGUGAGGGCAACUUUGAUACAGUCACUGUGCUCCGUGGAGAGAUGUUUGUUUUCAAAGGUCGCUGGUUUUGGAGGGUCCGAAGAAACCGAGUUCUGGAUAACUACCCCAUGCCCAUUGGGCACUUUUGGAGAGGCCUUCCUGGAGACAUUGAUGCAGCGUAUGAGAGACACGAUGGCAGAUUUGUCUUUUUCAAAGAGAAUCGGUUCUGGAUUUUUCGGGAGGCCAACCUGGAGCCAGGCUACCCUCAGGAGCUGGUAGAUUAUGGUCGGGACAUUCCUUAUGACAAGAUAGAGACAGCCAUUUGGUGGGAACCAACAGGCUACACCUACUUCUUUAAGGGAGACAGGUACUGGCGUUUUAAUGAGCAUUUGCGUGCAGUAGACCGAGACUACCCGAAACCAAUCAGUGUUUGGGAUACGUCAGUACCCGUAUCUCCCAAGGGAGCUUUCCUCAGCGAUGAUGGAGCAUACACAUACUUCUACAAAGGCACCAAGUACUGGAAAUUCGAUAACCACCGGCUGAAGAGUGAGCCUGGAUACCCCAAAUCCAUUCUCAGAGACUUCAUGGGUUGCAACGUGGACCUAGAUCCUGACCAAGACACAGACGUGGACCCGGGACGGAAGUGGCCUGACAGACCACCCUUCAACCCGGAUGCGGGCCGAGACAAGGACAAGGAGAAAGGAAAAGACAAGGACAAAGAGCAAGAUCGCACCAAUGAUGUUGACACCAAGGAGGCGAAGGAAGAGGAGACGAACGAUGUGGACGUGGUACUGAAGAUAGACGAAACGGAGCGCACCAUGAACAUUAUCAUGGUGACUGUGCCGCUGAUCCUUGUGCUGUGCAUCUUGGUGCUGAUCUACGCCAUCAUCAACACGCUGCAGAGGAAAGGGGCACCCAAGUACUUUGUGCACUGCAAGCGAUCCCUGCAGGACUGGGUUUAACUUGGACUCCUAGGUUUCAACUCUGACCUCUGAACCCUUGACCUCUCUUCCCUUUUGUCCAUCUUGUUUCUCACACACACACACACACACACACACACACACACACACACACACACACACACACCUUAUUCUCUGUUAUCCCAUGGUGCUGUCCUAAUGCAUUGACUGUAGUCUAUUUAUAUGAGAGUUUGCACAUUUGUUAUUGUUUUUUUUUUCCUUUCUUCAUGGUUCUGUUUUUCCUUCCCUCUUUUCAUUCACAUUUCUUUUUAUCUCUUAACAAGGAAACUUUUUAGAUGUGCUAUGAUAAACUGCCAUAUAGCUUAGGAAGCAUUCUCUGGAUGAGAAAAAUACAAGAGAAAUCUGAAGCAUUCGCAGUUAAAAAAAAAAGGGAAGAAAAGGAGUCAAUAUCUGAGAUCUUAAUAAUUGCUCCCUUUACUCAGGAUUCAGCUGUCGUCUGUUACUGACUGGAGAAGCCAAACAGGAAAGACGUGUUGUAGAAAACGAUCUGUUUUCAACACGACUGGCCAUUUAGAGCUCUACUUGAGGCAUGCUUGCCAGUGAUGAAGAAAAUCCCAUGCGUUUUAUUGCCUUAGUCGAAGCACUCAUGCUAUUGUUUUAACAACGGUGCCUUGGUCUUGCCAGCCAAAAGCCUUCCUGUAGUUUUACUCCUAUAGGAGGAGCCCCUUGAUCUCCCUUGCGUGUUGCUUUCUCUCUAUGAUCCUAUGAUACUGUUUGACCGUAAUCUUUUAUUGUCAGAGGAGUGUAGCUAAUGUGGUGCUUUUCCUUACGGACAAAAAAGGCAGCGUACUGUGAAACCACACUGCAGGGGAAUGGGAGGGAACGUUUGAGGUACUGGAUGCUGAAAGAGGUUUUUUUUUUCUUGUUGUUGAUGUAGGAACCGUUAGCCAAGUGUAGGCUUGCUUUAAACAAUGUAAUCAAACGCAUACACAAAAAAGGCUUAUGAAAACAUACCACUAGAACACUAUAUACCACUUGAGAGGACCAAUUGAAAAAUAAAUAAAAGGAAUUUGCGUUUCUUGUAAUGAAAGGACUUGCCGCACCUCUUUUCCUGCCCUGUUCGAGGCUGUUAGAUAAUCCUCUCAUUUUAAAAACAGCAGGUGGGCAAAAACAUUGCUAACCUCCCACCAGGGUAACAUGAGGCCUUGUGCACCUAAGAAAUCCUACUCUGAUCUGCUGAGGCAUGUAGAGAGCACGAGUAAGCAACAGAGAAGAAGAGCAAUAUAGAGAGGGAGAUGCGUGAAAGUUCAAAGCGAGGUGGUUCAGCUGUGGAAACCUUAUCUGCCAGUGGAGGACGCUUACAGUGUGUUGAUCCACAGACAACUUUGCUUUAUACACAUUUCAAGGGUGGUGGAGAGGAACCUGAGGUGUUAGAAUACCCUCCUGAGGACAAUGAGGAAUAGUAUAGAGCGGAGCCUCAUAUAGGAGCUGGCUGGCACAUGGUCGUGGCAUCCACUCUGUCACUGGUUAUUUUUGAAUGGGAAACAGGAUCUGCUGCUGGCAUUCGUUCUCUGUCCGUUCAGCAGCUACGAGCUGGAUUUGACAUGUUGCUCACGCUCCUCGAGAUUCAAACUCGAACUUGAUUUUGAUUGAUGAUUGAGCAGCUUGUCAUUGUUUUAAGUGGAAAACUUUUCUUAGCGUGACCUCAAAACAUCAAUUCAGCAUUGCACAUUUUUCAAGAAAAAAAAGCAUCUCUGUGCCAGGGGAGAAAGUUUCCGUGUUCACAAAGGCACAGAGGAUGGCGUAGAUGAGAGAAGGAAAGUAAAGUGAGUGGUACUAUAAAUAUUGCCUUGUCGGGCAAGGUUGACUCAAGACCACUUUCAUAAAUAUUAUGGAGAGACUAGAGGAGACGGAGGACAUUCAUGACUUGCAUGCCAUCACCGAUGGAGGCCAUUCAGUUCCCUUGCCAGGCAGCACCCUUCCCCCUUCCAUUCGACGAGGAGAGUUAAUCAGAGAUAAAAGCUGUUCCUUCUCUCCUCUCCUCUCUUUCCCCUCCUCCACAGAUCAAUGAAGAAUACACAAACAGGCCUGAAGGGGAUCCAGAAUUCGAGACUUCGUGCUCAGCCCAUGCUAGCCUGAUGUGUUCCCAUCUGAACAGAUGCUUACUUGCUGCUUCGCACCUUUGUGGCCUUGUUCUGAGAGACCUUCUGGCUGUUUUGGUGUUCUGGCUGAUUAAUGUUAUCUUUGUAUUUGCUUAGGCAAUCGAAACCAAAUGCUCUGUCAAGGCCGUUUAAAGUGAACUUGUCCAGUAAACACGCUGUUCGUGUGAACUGUUCACAAACGAAAGACUGGCUUUAGAUCUUAACUUUUAAUCACAGAUCUUUCCUGGAACUAGAGCUAGUUGUAAGAGUAUUUACAUUAAGCAUGAUCUGAAUUUGUAACCAUUUACAAAGUAGAGAUGAAACAGGAGUGAUUAUGCUGGAGAACAGCUAAUAAAUAAUCAACGCUGCACAAAAAUCUGUGUCAUGAGAAUGUUAGUAUCCAAGUUUCAUUCUCACACUCAUGCCUACUCCUGUAUUUCUGCUCAAAUAACAAUGGACCCUCUUACUUCAGGCAUUAUUGUCCUGCAUAGUACUUUUUCUGGCCAACAGGAAGAAAGUCUGGGCUUUACGCCAAAUCCAGGAAGCGCCCUCCCACAAUUGCUCGCUCUUGCAUAGCAAUCUUAAAGCCAUUGUGGGUUUUAGUAAAAUAUUUCCUGAAGUUGCAGCGCCGUGAUUUUUUUUUUAAGUUGUGCAUUGCUGGUUUUUUUUUCAGCAUUUGCAGAUUUUUUUUCAGUAUUGUGUUUGUGCAAGACGCAUCCACACAAAAUAGCAGACGGGAUUCACUGUCUGUGAUCUUUCUCACUUUCUAGCUUCUGAGUUAUGCAUGAAACAAGAGUUUCAUCUCUGUUAAUCAUCUGCCCUGCUCAUUUCUUUAAUCCCAUACUGUAGUUGCUAAAUAGUAUGAACAAAGGACAUCAUAGUGCCGGAAAACUGUCAUAUUUUGGUAUCUGUAGCCUUGAAAGUGUCAGGAUUUUUGUCAGUAUUAGGCCACCUGUGUCUGGACUGAGAAUAAUUUCACUGUAGUCUUUAACCUACAUGUUGACAGUAUGUCUGUUCCUGUAUCACUGUAUCACAAAGCAUCUCACUUGACCCCAUGAGCCAUGUCUUUUAACAAAGCAAAUCCAUGCACAGACUGAAUAAUUAAUCAAAUCAGGUAAAGAAAUAAAAGGCUCACUCGUGUUGCUAAAGCAAUGUCAUGACAAUGUUGUGCAACUUAUAUAGUGCUGCAAUUAUUUUUUAAAAAACCUCAUGUUUAUUAAUAAUGAUUAAAUGUAUGAUACUAUUUUUGUGGUUUCGGUUAAACUGAUUGGUUUCCUGACUAUCUUAUUUGAACUUAAUUGGUUGUUUUUGAAAAUGUAAAUAUUGUAGGACUUUUUUUUUUUUUUUUUACUUUGUUAACAUUCCGGUUUUGUGUUUUUAUUUUGUUUUCUGAUGUAGAAACUGAAGAUUUUAUACAUUUGUGUUGUUUGUUGAUCACAUCUGUUGAGUGUCUCUAAUGAUCCAUGCUGGACAUGUAAACAAUAAUAAAUAAAUGAACUGAAUAUGAAA
This is a messenger RNA of Neoarius graeffei (lesser salmon catfish), 6218 nucleotides long. It is a transcript of the gene mmp15b, whose product is annotated as matrix metallopeptidase 15b. NCBI's taxonomy places the organism in Eukaryota, Metazoa, Chordata, Actinopteri, Siluriformes, Ariidae. The record is from RefSeq and is a predicted model, not a curated record. The coding region runs from base 682 to 2610 and encodes 642 amino acids. The transcript is spliced from 10 exons. Gene Ontology annotation, cellular component: extracellular matrix. Gene Ontology annotation, biological process: collagen catabolic process; extracellular matrix organization; proteolysis. Gene Ontology annotation, molecular function: zinc ion binding; metalloendopeptidase activity.